UCUCGUGCAAAAGAAACACCAGAUCUUAAAUCGGCUAUAAAAGCAAUUAAUGCAAUCGCUAGCAAUUGGUGUGGCUAUACUGUUAAAAGCAAUCGAAAAAAAAUUGGGCCUAAAGAACUGCGAAUUUGGAAAUAUUUAUACAAAAUUAAUCGCCAACCAUAUAAUGGUACUGGUUUUGGAGAUAAAAGUACACCAGAACUUCCACCAUAUUGGCUAAAUACAGAUAACAAGGUCCAGGAACUCUUUGAUUCUAUAAGAUAA
Molecule: messenger RNA, 261 nt
Organism: Racocetra persica
Lineage: Eukaryota; Fungi; Glomeromycota; Glomeromycetes; Diversisporales; Gigasporaceae
Source: the annotation of a GenBank genome assembly